Lathyrus oleraceus (garden pea) is the source of this 2360-nucleotide messenger RNA. RefSeq lists its product as uncharacterized. The coding region runs from base 756 to 2156 and encodes 466 amino acids. NCBI's taxonomy places the organism in Eukaryota, Viridiplantae, Streptophyta, Magnoliopsida, Fabales, Fabaceae. The transcript has a single exon. Gene Ontology annotation, molecular function: S-adenosylmethionine-dependent methyltransferase activity. The record is from RefSeq and is a predicted model, not a curated record.
UUGAUUCUUCAAUGAUUAAUUUUCAAAAGCUUUGAUAUACUCAAGUGAAUAGUUUCAUGAAAUGUACCAAAUACAUAAACAUGUUUAUGUGUUACUCGUAUGGUUGAAAAUCUAAAAUUACUACUAGUAUAUACUUAAUAAUCUUGAAAACAACAAGGUUAAGUUCAUCAUCAAUAAAAUGUAACCGCGAGAAAAAAGAGAAAAGAGUGAGAAGGUUCUACAAAGAGGACACGUAAGUUAGAGAUCCCACCUUAGCUGUCAACUGUUCCAACAGCAUCAAUAAUAUCGCGUCCUAUAUCUUUCUUCUUUCCACACUCUCAUCUCAUCACUCACUCACACGCUUCUUCUUCUUCAACCUUUUUUCAUUCCCAUUUUCUUCUCCAGAUCUUCAUUUCACAACACAUUCAACCCAAUAAUUCAAACCUUAAAAUGAACUAGUAGCAUCUUCUCAAGUUCAUAAUGAUGGGUUUCAACCCAUCCAAAAUGGGUACCAAAAACAUUCACGAAUCAUCACAGAAAAAAAGAGUUCCAUCAAGAGUCUGGUUAAGCUUCCAAAUAUCAAUGGCUGUCCUCGUGGGUGGAAACCAUACAUCAUCAAGGUUUUGUACUCGCUAAAUUCUUCCCACUUUCUAUAUCUGGCUUUUCAACUUCUCUCUCCCCCUCUCUCUCUCAAACUUUUGAAUUCAUCAAAGAUCUUAUCUUUUUGAUAAAACCACAAAACCCUAGAUCGCAAUUGAUCUAAACUUGGAAACUUCAUGGACACGAAGCUCCUGAAUUUCCAGAUCCUUAAUGGGUCAAUCAUUCGGCGCGUGUUCUUCCGCUCAAUCAUGCUUGCAGCUACCAUUUCCAUGGUGGCUCUCUUUCGCGCUUUAUCAGAUUUCGAUUUGGGAAAUUUGGUUCCCAUUGCAAACAGUUUCAGCUGUUUUGCAGAUUCGGAUGACAACGUUACAUCGAACCCCAGUUCAAUUUUCUUUCAGAAUCGAAUCUGGGGCAACAUGAAUUGUGAAAAAGACGUUAACUUGACAGUGAAUGUCGUCACUGAGUUAAUGGGUAAACAGUUUUUGAACUGUGAAGCGAAUACCCUUUGUGUUGGUGAAGGUUCUUCAAUGGCCGUUAAGGCAAUGAAACAGUUGGGUUUUUCAACUGUUAGUGGUGUUUACACCAGCCGUUUUUUCACACUCAAUAUGAAGAGAAUCGUCUAUGAGCUGGAUUAUCAAGACUCUUCGUUUGAUUUCGUUUUGUCUAGAGAUCUUGAUAAGGUUUCUGUUCCUGCUUUGCUUGUACUUGAGGUUGAACGUGUUCUUAAGCCUAACGGAAUUGGUGCACUUCUUGUUGGUGCUAAAAGUUCACACCAUAAUGAUUUGAUUAGAUCAGCUACACCAGUUUCAUCAUUGUUGAGAUCUUCUAGUGUUGUUCAUGUUGAUUCUAUUGAUGAUGAACUUAACCUUGUUGUUUUCAAGAAAAGAUCUGAAAAUGCAACAGCUUUUUUCAACCACCAUCAGCUUAGUUUACCUGCUGAUUGUCCUAGUUUGGCGUUAACCAAACCUCUUAUAGAUCUGAUGGAACCUCUUGUGAGUGAGAAACCGAAACCGUCUAACGCGACGCCGGUUUCAUAUUUGCCCAAGUUUGUAGAUGUUUCUACUAGGAAGAGGUUGGUGUAUAUUGAUAUUGGGGUAGGAGAGCUUUUGAAUGCAAAUGUUAGUGAUUGGUUUCUACCUUCAUAUCCAAUUGAUCAGAAAGAUUUCAAUGUUUAUUUUGUUCACUACAACACUUCCAUAAUGUUGUCUUAUGUGAAGAGACCUGGUAUCACGUUUGUUUAUCACCCUGGAUUAGCCGGUAAGGUCGUCACCGAGGCCGAUGUUGAUGUUGACGAGGAGGAAGAUGAAGAAGUGGAUCCUUAUGUUGGGGAGGAAGAGUUUGAUUUCCUUGCUUGGUUCAAAGAAACAGUGCAAUAUGCUGAUUUUGUUGUGUUGAAGAUGAAUGCAGGUGAAGUUGAACUCAAGUUUCUUUCUGAUGUAUUUGACAGUGGAGCUAUAUGCUUUGUUGAUGAGUUGUUUCUAAGAUGUCCUGAUAUCACAAGCAAGGAAAGUUGCAUGGAUGUUUACAAAAGUCUGAGAAGCAAUGGUGUCUAUGUGCAUCAAUUGUGGGGAGACUAAAUUCCAUUAGCCUUUGGUGACAAUAUGUGUGGAAAAAAAUAUGUUGUGUUAUUUGAAUUUGUGUGUUGUUGUUGUUGUAUGUUAAGGUUACUAUGUAAGAUGCUAUGUCAUCUGAGUGCUAUAUGGUUGGGUGCUUGUACUAAAUAAACAACCAUUGUUGUGUACUUCUGGUUUGCUAGUAAAUCAUGUGUGGAUUUGUUGUAA